This is a messenger RNA of Botrytis sinoallii, 642 nucleotides long. RefSeq lists its product as uncharacterized. The transcript is spliced from 3 exons. The record is from RefSeq and is a predicted model, not a curated record. Lineage: Eukaryota; Fungi; Ascomycota; Leotiomycetes; Helotiales; Sclerotiniaceae. Bases 1 to 642 code for a protein of 213 amino acids.
AUGCCGUCUGCAAACGCGGAAAGACGUCGUCCCGAACAAAAAUCUAGUAACGGUCUCGAUGGUGAAUAUGCACGAAAUCAAGCGGGUGUUUUAGAGCUAGACUAUGGCUCACCGCCUCGGAGUGCACAGUUUCCUAAUCUCUCCAAAGGAAGCGAUACAGAAAUGGAGGAAACGAGAGACGAUAUUGACGAAGCAAUGCGGAGACGUCAUGUCGCUAACGAAGAAACCGACGAAAUUGUUGAGAAGCUAAAAAACAAUGUAGAUGCUUUCAAAAAGAAGAUCUCCGCUUUAGAAGACCUGCUUCGUGAUGAAAAGGCCAAGAGUGAGCAGGAAGUAAAAAAGUUGCAAACAGAUAUGGCCGAGAAAACCAGAGAAAACCAAACUAUCCAGGGAUUUAUGCAAGAUCUUCAGAGACGCCUGGACGAAGCGAAUCGAAAGUUAAGUGUCGAGGUCGAGAAUGGAAAAAAUCUACAAUCAAAAUUCACUGCUGAAAUCGCCAAAACCCAUUUAUUGCGAGAAGAAAAGCAUACACUGGGAGCGGAGUUGGAGGAUAAGAAAAAGCUGCUAGAUACACUUCGUGGAUGGUUCAGAACGAUUAAAGCGUGUGCGAAUGAUGAAACGCUCGAUAGCUACUUAGCUUAA